GAAAAGAUAAAAGUCGUCGACGGGACGCGGUCUUCGCGUCCUUCUGCCUUCACGGCAACGAUGGUGAUGAUGAGUGUCGUCUCUACGACAGCAGGCGCUUCAGAAUCUCUCCACGUAUAUAAACACUUGUCCCUCAUUCCAUUCUCCACUCUGGAUCUUGCUUUGAAACUCUCGUUGCUUAUCAGGGAUAAGUCUCCAUCAAAGGAACCAUGACCGGAAGAGAAAUUCUACAUAAGAUGAAGGAAAAAGCAGGUUUUAGUUCAUCUGCAACAGAUACAGGGAAAGGCAAAAGCAAGAUGUCUGGCAAGCACAUCACACAUGGUUUCCACUUGGUUAAGGGAAAAUCCCAUCAUCCCAUGGAAGACUAUGUUGUUGCAGAGUUUAAGAAAGUUAAUGACAAUGAAUUGGGGUUAUUCGCUAUAUUUGAUGGCCAUAUGGGGCAUGAUGUUCCAGACUACUUGCGUUCUCACCUUUUUAACAAUAUUCUAGAUGAGCCUGGCUUCUGGACUGAAACAGAGGCUGCAAUCAAGAAAGCAUAUUCCAUUACUGAUUCUAUUAUUUUGGAGAAAUCAGUUGAUUUGGGGAGAGGAGGUUCAACUGCAGUUACUGCAAUCUUGAUUAAUGGUGAGAAACUGGUAGUAGCAAAUAUUGGAGAUUCUCGAGCUGUUAUUUGCAAGAAUGGUGUGGCCAAACAGCUUUCAGUUGAUCAUGAACCAAGUAAAGAGCGGGAAAGCAUAGAGAGCAGAGGGGGUUUUGUAUCAAAUCUUCCAGGGGACGUCCCACGAGUUGAUGGGCAGUUAGCGGUGGCUAGGGCAUUUGGGGAUAAAAGCUUGAAAGGACACCUCAGUUCAGAACCAGAUGUAGUGACAGAAAUGAUAGAUGAUGAAGCAGAGUUUGCCAUCUUGGCAAGCGAUGGGUUAUGGAAGGUGAUGUCAAACCAAGAAUCUGUGGACGCUAUCAGACAGAUAAAGGAUGCUCAAUCAGCUGCCAAGCACCUCACAGAGGAGGCUCUUUCUAGGAAAAGCAAGGAUGACAUUUCCUGCAUAGUUGUGAGGUUCCAUUGACCCUCCUUUUGGCUAGAAGUUCUUCGAUUUUGUUCGACAGAAGUCACAACACUGUACUUAGCUGAUGUGUCUGUAUUUUAGAAAUAAGGAACCACAUUACUCCUGUUCUUUGUCCCUAUAAAUUUGUAAAGGCUUCUUUCUAUUAUUGUUUCUAUUGUUUGUAAUAGUUGUUGUAGAUGUACACCCAUUGAAAAUACAACUGAUUGAAUGAACAUACUGUGUCAGCAUUCCGGUCCCUGUUUACUUCUUUCUUUUGAUCAAAUUCAAAGUUGAUACAAUGAUACUUAAGGUCAAGGUUUCUUUCUUGUUUCCUUUUUUUUCAUGAGUGAACAGGCAGUCUAUUGGAGAAUGCAGAUGUAAUUAUGUAAAUUAUGAAUCUAAGAGCAAUAUUUGAUUUA
Nelumbo nucifera (sacred lotus) is the source of this 1462-nucleotide messenger RNA. RefSeq names its product putative protein phosphatase 2C 39. Gene Ontology annotation, biological process: protein dephosphorylation. NCBI's taxonomy places the organism in Eukaryota, Viridiplantae, Streptophyta, Magnoliopsida, Proteales, Nelumbonaceae. The record is from RefSeq and is a predicted model, not a curated record. Gene Ontology annotation, molecular function: protein serine/threonine phosphatase activity.